Schistocerca piceifrons (Central American locust) is the source of this 1033-nucleotide messenger RNA. RefSeq names its product zinc finger protein 12-like. The record is from RefSeq and is a predicted model, not a curated record. Bases 707 to 1033 code for a protein of 108 amino acids. NCBI's taxonomy places the organism in Eukaryota, Metazoa, Arthropoda, Insecta, Orthoptera, Acrididae. The transcript has a single exon.
AGACUACAGUGCUAACAGAAGAUUCCAUACCAUUGACCACUUUGUGUUCCCUUUUAGACCCAAUGACAUUGUCAGUUACAAUUGCAUUGCGCACAGGAUAAUCAAUAUUGGACGGUUAAUCAGUGGAAAUAUGUCACAUGUUGUCAGACCACAUCAAUGGUAGUAGCCACCAGAUACUCUGUCAUGGCUGCUUGGGCUGCUUGGGAUAUGCACCGCACCAUGUAUGAUGGCAAAGGUGGCGUGGAGGUCGGGGCAGAGGGAUUGUAAGUACUAUAUUAUGGGGUCUAUUCAUUUGGGAUUCCAUGGGAUCUGUGGUAGUGAUCAAAGGCAUUGUGACAGCUGUGGACUGUAUGAACAAUAUUACAAGCCACCUGCAUCCCUUAUUGCUUGAUGUCUUCCCAACAGUAAUAGCAUCUUCCACCAGGAGAACUAUUCACAUCACAUAAUGAGAUCAUUUUGAUGUCUUAUCCAACAAAUUUGCCUGACCUGAAGACAAUUACAUCUGGGACACUACUGAAUGCCAGCUUUGUGCUCACAAACCACCUGACCAGAUUGCAGUUUACAAGAACAGUAAAACCUGUGCUUAGACAUGUGGUGCCAUAUUGCUCUGCAGAUCUACCAAGAUUUGUCAAAUCCUUACCACACAUAAUCACUGCUGUAUUGCAUUCCAAAGGUGCACCAAAAUGCUAUUAAGCAGAUAAUCAGAAUGUCUUGGCUCAUCAGUGUAAGUGACCAAAUGGGAGGUUUCUUUUUUCUGUUGCAAUAUGCAGCUCUCUAUGUAGUGCUGGUCAGCGUGUAUUCUGAAAUCACUGUUAAUUUUUCAGGUACAUUUUUUUGCAGUCGUUGUGGCCGCUCAUACUCAUCAAAGGGUAAUUUGUCAAGACAUCAACGAUUGGAGUGUGGCGUUGUUCCGCAGUUUGUUUGCAAUUUGUGUAGUAAGAAGUUCAAGCACAGCCAUCAUCUGUUGAAACAUCUCACAUGUUAUCACAAAUUUUAUGAUGGAGGCUAUCAAAACCCUGAUUUUAUCAGCUAG